AUGGAAGCAGGGAAGAUGAACCCAUUAGAUCUAAAUUAUAAUAAGCUCUUUUCUAAGAAUGAUAAAGAUUAUGAAUCUACAGUGGUUCCAGAGACACAAAUACCAUCAUCAUCAUCGUCAUCAUCAAGUGGUCAGGUUUUUAAAGAUAUGUGUAAAAAUCUUUCUGAGUAUGAAAUCAAAGACAAGAUCUCUAGAACCAAGACUAGUCUCGCAAUGAUAGCACAAUGCCUUCCCGACAGAGGUGCUAAGCUUAAGGAGAAUCUUAAAAUCCUUGAAGCAGAACAGGAGCGUAGACAUGAUAAAGAGGAAAAGCCUAUUGGAGCCAUGGUGUGGAAGAAACUCAAAAUAUUGCACACCAGCAAUAUAGGUGUGGGAGAUGAUAAGAUAAUUAAUUUACCUGAUGACCUAAUUCAUCACAUUCUUUCUUUCCUUCCUACCAAAUGUGCUAUGUCUACCUGAAUUUUAUCUAAAAAAUGGAAGUAUGUAGCUAAUUCUAUCCCUAUUCUUGAUUGUCGUAACUGGCGAGCAGAUGCUAGAGAAGACAGAGAGCUGGAAACCAAAUGGUUCAUUAAUUUUUUGGGCAUAAUAUUUUAUCUUCAUGA
Molecule: messenger RNA, 602 nt
Organism: Papaver somniferum (opium poppy)
Lineage: Eukaryota; Viridiplantae; Streptophyta; Magnoliopsida; Ranunculales; Papaveraceae
Exons: 2
Coding region: 1-459 (152 amino acids)
Molecular function (GO): protein binding
Source: RefSeq, a predicted model, not a curated record